Messenger RNA from Hippocampus zosterae (dwarf seahorse), 3774 nucleotides. RefSeq names its product D site albumin promoter binding protein b (gene dbpb). The record is from RefSeq and is a predicted model, not a curated record. The transcript has 5 exons. Gene Ontology annotation, biological process: regulation of transcription by RNA polymerase II. The coding region runs from base 754 to 1869 and encodes 371 amino acids. Gene Ontology annotation, molecular function: RNA polymerase II cis-regulatory region sequence-specific DNA binding; DNA-binding transcription factor activity, RNA polymerase II-specific. Lineage: Eukaryota; Metazoa; Chordata; Actinopteri; Syngnathiformes; Syngnathidae. Gene Ontology annotation, cellular component: nucleus.
CGGCUUCUCACGCGCGCGCGCGCACACAAACACACACACACACAACACGCGACACAACACACACCGCUCUGCCCGUGACCGGAGCCAUCGGGUGCAAAUGAGAAAGAGUACAGACAGAGAAGGAGGAAACAACCCCCCCACCCCACCCACCCUCGACACCCACUCCCAUCACCACUCGUUCCCUCCUCCCACUUCCACGCGACGGACAAGUGAGCGCGAGAGAGCCCAGAGAGGAAAAACAUCAACUUGUCAUUUGAACAACAACCGACACUCGUCGAUCUCUCAGCCAUUUCUUCCCUGCUCGCCAGCUCAUCGAUCGGCACUUUCUUUUGGAGACUUUUCAACAAGAUCCGUCGCUCCGUUUUUUUCAAACGACUGGAUAUCAUUUUCAUAUUUUUCUUUCUGUUGCGAUUUCACACGUUGCAUUGUCCCCCCCCCCCCUACACCACUAAAUCUGGUGAGAUUUUCCACUCAUCUGAUCUUCCCACACUGUGCUGAGAAUAACAAUUUGAACCCCCCCUGGACCCCCCCUCACCCGAGGAGUGCAAUGGAAUACCUCGAGGCAAACAGUCCUGCAAGGGGAUAAAAGGGACCUUGCGUGUCAUCUCAUCGGAAAAAAGUCAUCCAAACUGCCAUCGGUAGCUCCCUGCGGUCGUCUUACCUCGUCCCUUCCCACCACCCACCUCCACCUCACAGGUGUCUCUUCGUGACCCCUCCCCAACUCCCCCCGGACCCCCUCCAAUAAGGCCCAGGAUGUCCAGGCAGCUCACACAGCUCCCCACCCCGGACCUGCCGGCAGGCGCUAGCCCACAGUUUGGGAGUUGCACGCAGCCGGCGGUUUCCCUCACUGGGGGGCACCUCAACUCCAUGACGGGUCUCAAAUCGCUCCUGCAGCAUCCCAUGAAGGGGGACCAGCGCUUGAGAAGCCCCUGCGAUCUCAAAGACAAAGAUCGAUCAAUGGACCUGGACGAAGACUCGAUGGGAGUGUGCUCCAUGAGGAACACGUCCGGAUUGGCCGCCGGCGGCGGCAACGGAUGCAACGGCGCAAGCGGCGGUGGCAAUUUCAACCAGUUCCUGGGCCCCCUCUUGUGGGAUCGCACCCUCCCGGCGGACGGGGGCCUCUUCCAGCUGCAGUACAUGGACUUGGAGGAGUUUCUGACGGAAAACGGAAUGGGCAGCAUGCACAGCAACAACAGCUCCAGUUCGGCGCAGAUCCCCUCCCAGAGCUCCCAGUCCGCAGUGCCCAACCAGAGUUCCCAGUGCCUACCGCCCCCGUCCCCGCCCGGAUCUUCGUCCUCGUCGCCUUCGUCUUCCUCCUCCCCGUCCCUGCUGGGAUUGGAGGUGGCGCAGCCUCAGAGCCUGACCGGAGGAAACGACUGUUUGCACGGGAGCCAGACCAGUAUGAACGACUCGUGCGAGUCGCCGUCCUCUUCGUCCUCUUCGCCGUCGUCCUCCUGCCCGCCCCUGCUGACGCCCACGAGCGCCGGGCCGGACGUGGCGGGAAUUUUCAACAUGGAUUCGUCGGACAUGGUUCUGUCCAACGGCCCCGAUCAGCAAAACUUUGACCCCAGGCAGACCUUCAGUGAAGAGGAGCUGAAACCGCAGCCCAUGGUGAAAAAGGCACGCAAGAUCCUGGUGCCUGAUAACAUGAAGGAUGAAAAGUACUGGAGCAGGAGAUACAAAAACAACGAGGCGGCAAAGCGCUCCCGGGAUGCGCGGCGCCUCAAGGAGAACCAAAUUUCCGUGCGCGCCGCCUACCUGGAACGAGAGAACGCCGCCCUGCGGCAGGAAGUGGCCGAGAUGCGCAAGGAACUGGGCCGGUGCCGCAGCAUCCUGAGCAAAUACGAGAACCGUCUGGCCGACCAGUGAUGAAGGAGGACGACGACGAUGACAACGACGAGUGAAAUAAGCUGGAUUCCUUUUGUCAAACUUUGAAAUUUUUGGGGGGGAUUACAGGACGGACAGGUCUUGGAAUCAUGAUGACAAUGACGAUGAUGAUGACGGUGAUGAUUUUGAAUGUAUUCGGGGGAUGAGGAGGAAGAAGGCGUGCGGAGCGCAGCUCAGGUGUCUUGUUUUUGUCGAGCUCUUAAAAGUGACGGAGGGAGAGAAUAAUUUAACAGAUGUGACUUUUAAGGCUUUUGCUAUUGGAGAAUUGUAUAUUUUUAUAAGACUUCAGAAAACAAUUAGCGGGAGAGUAGAAAUCUGGAAAAUAAUUUUGUAUAUUUUCUACAUGACUAGAGAUGGGGGGGGGGUGAUAUCUUAUGUAAACGGGGUCAGCCAUGAAUGGGUAUUUUCUUUUCUUUUUUUUUUUUUGGACCGGUUGAUUCAUGCGAGGGCGAGGACGCGUGUAACAGUUGUAAUAUAGAGAGCAAAAAUGAUCUUCACGUCGUGUAGGUCAAUUUUUUUUGUGGAUUUGACUUUUUUUGACAAAGCAACGCAAGCACUUAAUGUUUUCUUUGAUUUAACCCCCUCGAAUCCCAACACAUUCUUCGUUAUAUUUUGGAAAGUUGAGUUAAGACAUUUGUGCAUCUUUCAACAAAAAAAAAAAAGAAAAAGAAAAAAAAAGAAAUAGACAAUCCUCUGUAAUUAUAAUCCUCUUUUACUACCCAGGCUAAUCCUAUCAGACUGGUGAAAGUCGUCGUGAUGCUGCUUCUACUUCUACACCUUUCAUUCCCAUUUUCUUUUCUAAUACUAGGGGAUGAUAAAAUUUCCCCGAUUUUUGUUUAAUUUUAUUUUUUUUUACCUCAAUGGUACUUAACACCAAAACCUUGACUUUUUACUUUUAAAGCGUCAUCAUCCUUUAACAGGGCAAAUCAAAACGAGAGUGUACUUUUUAACCCAACCAAACAGUAAACAAAGAUAAUUCCAAAUAAAAAUAGACAACAUUGAUUUUUGCAACUAUUUUUGCAAUUCAGAAUAUUUUUUUUUAAAAAAAGCGUUUCUCAGGGCAAACGUUUUUGCUACGUCGCUCCAAUCGUUUUCUGGAGUGGAAAUUGUCCUUCAGUGAGUGUUAUCGGAAGGGGUCUUUGCUAUUUUGCGCAUCUUCCCGAUGAUGCGUCUCAGAUUCCAAGCCAAGAUUGCGUCUGUACUUUUUUCUUUCAAGAAUUCCCCUCCUGCAUCUAACAAACUUUCUGUACCAACACCGCGUUCAGCCGGACAAAGUGAGAGUGCGAUUGUAAUCCCUGUCAUGAGUAAUCACCAUGACUGCUGUUCUUCUUCUUGUUAUGAUUAUUAUGAGGAUUAUGUUAUGGUUGUUGUUCAAUAUUAAUGACUGUUUUUCUUCCUUUGGAUGAAAAUGAUCCACCUUAAAGCACCUUGAUACAGUGUGUGACCUCCCCGAAAUGAAAGACAAUGAUCUUCUCACUCUUUGGUAUUCCUCAAUGUGGCCCACGGACAAAACUGCUUGAAUGGAGUUCACCAUUGUGUCCCCCCUCCCACUCCCCCAACAAAAAAACAAAACAAAACAUGCCUUUCUUUCCAAGACGAGCUCCUCACGAAGUCGCUGGACUUUGCACGGCGUCGUCCUUUGGUUACUUUUCAUUCAGCAAUUUCUCACCUGUGUCAAGUGGUGGUUUGCACUCUCCCAACAGGACUCUUCUUGAUAUCUUGACAGAUGUGCUUGAUCAAUCUUUAGAGUGACUCUACAUCUGACCCCCUCCCACCUCCCUGGUGACAUCAGUGGGCUCAGCCAUGUCCGACCCACUAUGUGCUGGUUUUAUGGAUGUAGUUGAGAUUUCCCCAGGAUGACACCAAUAAAAGAUUAUUCUCAUUUAA